CCACCACAUCUUAUAAUCCAUCAAUUAGAUUAAAAUCACCAUCAACAGAUGAUAACGAUGAGGAAGAUGCCAUGAUUGAUUCAGCCAUCAUCAUUGAUAUCAAAUCAAAUUCAAAUAAUAAUGAUUGCUCACAAUAUCAUCAUUGUAGAAAAUUUAAAUGUAAAAAUUCAUCAUCAACAACAAUUAGUCAUUUUGAAAAUAUAUUGCCAACAAAUACAUUAUCAUCAUUAAUAUAUUGGCUAUUUAUAAUUACGAUAAUAAUCAAUAUAACAAUAAUAUCAACUGCAUCCAGUAAUAAUCAUACAUCCAAUAUUCGUCGUUCAGGACGAUUACCACCACAACGUUUCGAGAUGGAACCAAUCGAUAAAACAUCAAUUAUUGGUGAUACAAUCAUAUUACCAUGUCGUAUAGCAAAUAAAGUUGGUACAUUACAAUGGACAAGAGAUGGUUUUGGUUUAGGUACUGAACGUACAUUAGAAGGAUUUCAACGUUAUCGUAUGAUUGGUUCGGAUGAUGAAGGUGAUUAUUCAUUGGAAAUAUCACCAGUAAGAUUAGAAGAUGAUGCUGUAUUUCAAUGUCAAGUUGGUGCUGUUGAAGGUGUAUUAGGUAUACGUUCACGUUCAGCACGUUUUACUGUACAAGUGCCUCCUGAACCACCUGUUAUUAUUGUUACACAUGCUCAUUCACAUGCACAGGUUUAUAAAUCAUCAUCAUCAUUAUCAUCCGAUGAUUCUUCUUCUUCUUCUUCAACAUCAUUAACCGUAUCAUCAUCCGAAUCAUCAACAGAUGAUCAAUCUAAUCAACAAAAAUUAUCAUCGAAUAAUGAUGGUAAUGAUCAUAUUCUACGUACAACAGCCGGUAUGACAAUUGAAUUGACUUGUGAAGCACAUGGUGGUCGUCCACCAGCCGAGCUUACCUGGAUGGAUAGUACUGGAAAUCCAAUCACAAAUGGUGUAUCAUAUUCAACAACAAAAUUAUCGGAUGGAAAACGUUGGAAUGCAGCAUUAAAAUGGACAGUAGUUGCAAGUCGAUCAUUGGAUGGACAACGUGUUACAUGUCGUUCAGAAAAUGCUGCAUUAAAAUCAGCAAGUUAUGCACAUAUACAAUUAGAAGUUCGAUAUCCACCUGAAGUUGAAUUACGUAUUGCAUCAAUAAAUGAUAAUAAUGAUGGUAUUGUACGUGAAGGUGAUGAUCUUACAUUAGAAUGUUUAGCAAUUGGUAAUCCAUCAUUAAUGACAUUCAAAUGGAGUCGUGAUGGUGUACCAUUAAAUAAUGAUGCUGAUAUUGCCGGUGCAUCAGCAUCAAGUGGUGACGGGACACCGCGAUUAAUAUUUCGUCAUAUUGGUCGUGAAUUUCAUGGUACAGUUAUUGCUUGUGAAGUAGCUAAUAGUGUUGGUACAACACGUUCACGUUUAGAUAUAAAAGUUGCAUUCAAACCAAGAUUUGUUAAAAUUCCUGAACCAGUUAUUGGUUUAGCUAAAAAUGAACAUAUUCGUCUUAAUUGUAAUAUUGAUAGUUAUCCAAUUGCACAAAUUUAUUGGCAUCGUUUUCAACCAAAAUUAUUAUCCACUGAUUUUGUUGAUAAUAAUAAUUGGCAAACAAUUGGUGAUGGUCAAUCGAUACAGAUUUCUGAAGCAGGUAGAUAUCGUUGUUUAGCUAAAAACGAAGCAUUCGAUGAUGAAUUAAAAGCCGAAACAUUAGUAUUUAAUAAAGGUGCACCAUUAAUCCGUAGUCCAUCAAUACAAUAUGGUAUUGAAAAUGAACCAGUACGAUUACAAUGUAUUGUUGAAGCAGUACCACCACCAACAAAAAUUACCUGGUUUAAAUUAAAACCAUAUCAACAGCUACUUGGUGUUGAUAAUAAUGAAGGUUAUGAAAUACUUGAAGAAGAAGAAUCAGAUGAU
Molecule: messenger RNA, 1904 nt
Organism: Dermatophagoides pteronyssinus (European house dust mite)
Lineage: Eukaryota; Metazoa; Arthropoda; Arachnida; Sarcoptiformes; Pyroglyphidae
Biological process (GO): cell-cell adhesion
Cellular component (GO): plasma membrane; cell-cell junction
Molecular function (GO): cell adhesion molecule binding
Source: RefSeq, a predicted model, not a curated record